GGUGCUAUCCCCCCAUUUUUGGGGUGCUGACCCCCCUGUUUGUUCCCCCCCCCCAGGAGAAGGUGGCCGAGCUGUCGGGGGUUCCCCCCCAGGACCAAGUGCUGCUGUUUGCUGGGACCCCCCUGGACGAUGAGACGGUGCUGGGGCAGAGCCCCCUCCCCGAAUUGGCCACCCUGGACCUCUCCACGCGCCUGCUGGGGGGGAAAGUCCACGGAUCCCUCGCCCGCGCCGGCAAAGUGAGGGGCCAGACCCCCAAGGUGGCCAAGCAGGAGAAGAAGAAGAAGAAGACGGGGCGGGCGAAGCGGCGCAUGCAGUACAACCGGCGCUUCGUCAACGUCGUGCCCACCUUCGGCAAGAAGAAGGGCCCCAACGCCAACUCCUGAGCACAAUAAAGCGAUUUUUGGGGCUCAUUCGCUUCA
This is a messenger RNA of Neopelma chrysocephalum (saffron-crested tyrant-manakin), 419 nucleotides long. RefSeq names its product ubiquitin-40S ribosomal protein S27a-like. Gene Ontology annotation, molecular function: protein binding; structural constituent of ribosome. The annotation marks the transcript as partial. Gene Ontology annotation, biological process: translation. The record is from RefSeq and is a predicted model, not a curated record. The transcript is spliced from 3 exons. NCBI's taxonomy places the organism in Eukaryota, Metazoa, Chordata, Aves, Passeriformes, Pipridae. Gene Ontology annotation, cellular component: cytosolic small ribosomal subunit; ribosome.